This is a messenger RNA of Eublepharis macularius, 948 nucleotides long. Its product is annotated as olfactory receptor 10AG1-like. The coding region runs from base 1 to 948 and encodes 315 amino acids. The transcript has 2 exons. Gene Ontology annotation, cellular component: membrane. NCBI's taxonomy places the organism in Eukaryota, Metazoa, Chordata, Lepidosauria, Squamata, Eublepharidae. Gene Ontology annotation, biological process: G protein-coupled receptor signaling pathway. Gene Ontology annotation, molecular function: olfactory receptor activity; G protein-coupled receptor activity. The record is from RefSeq and is a predicted model, not a curated record.
AUGUUGUCCAAGGCAAAAAUGAUAAAGGAGAAUCACACUGCAUUGUCUGACUUCAUUUUCAUUGGAUACUCUGAAUUCAAAGUUCUGCAGGUGUUGCUCUUCGUGGUGUUCCUGUUGAUCUAUGUGAGCAUCGUUACAGGAAAUGGACUCAUAAUUUACAUUACAGUGACUGAUCCUACCCUUGAUACCCCAAUGUAUUUCUUUUUGAAGAGCUUGUCAUUUCUGGAGAUCUUCUACACCUCAGUCACCCUCCCCAAAAUGCUAGUCAAUUUUUUGGCACAAAACAAGAACAUCUCAUUUGUUGGGUGUGCUACACAGGUUUACUUCAUUCUUUUCCUUGGAGGCACAGAGUGCUUCCUACUGGCUGCCAUGGCCUAUGACCGAUACGUGGCCAUAUGUAACCCUUUGCAUUAUAAACUCAUCAUGCGCAAGGAACUCUGUUUAGGACUUGUUACCGGGUCAUUGACUGUCAACAUACCUGUCCAUAUAGGACAGAUAUACCUACUGUUUACCUUGCCCUAUUGUGACUCUCAUGAAAUUAACAAUUUUUUCUGUGAUAUCCCACCUGUGUUGAAACUGGCCUGUGCUGACACCUUUGCAAGUGAGGUUUAUAUGGUUGCAGCCUCUGCAGUUAUCCUAAUCCUCCCCUUUUGCCUUAUCUUUGUUUCUUAUGUAAAGAUCAUCUCAGCCAUUUUGAAAAUGUCUUCAAUUGAAGGAAGGAAGAAAGUGUUUGCCACUUGCUCUUCACACCUUAUCAUGGUAUCUCUCUUUUAUGGUUCAGCAACUAUUGUCUAUGUAAGUCCCAGGUCAAGAGAGACAUUGAUUGUGAACAAGUUGCUUUCUUUGUUCUAUACAAUUUUAAUUCCUAUGCUUAAUCCCAUCAUCUAUAGCCUGAGAAAUAGAGAAGUGAAGAUUUCCUUGAGAAAAUUGUUUAGGAGAAGCAUCUGA